CGGCAACGAUGAUGAGGGCAGGAAGCGCGGUGUUGUUUGUGGUGGUGCUGGCCCUGGCUGUGGUCGCGGCUGGGAAAGUUCUUGCGACGACGACGACGAAGAGGACUGGUGGCGCAGGUCCUGGUGCAGGUGGUGUUGGAGGUGGUGUCGGCAGUGACAACAACAACGAGACACGUGGAGUAGGGACACCUGUGUCAUCGGGGUCAUCCUGGUCUCCAGCCCAAUGUCGUGAAGCAGGCUUCUUGGAAGGCCUCAUCUGCUCGGAUUGCGAGCUUUCGGCGGAGCAUCUGGACAUUCCUGGCUUCAAGGACACGUGCCUGCGCUGCUGUGAAGCGGUGGAAGGCGUCGACGCUGCCACGGUGAAGUAUCCAAAGGCAGUGCUGGAAAUGUGCAACUGCAAGCUUCGCGCCUUUCCUCAGAUUGAACCCUUUGUCACUGGCCGCAUGAAGAACGCAUUCAAGAACAUGAAACACAAGCACAUCAACGGCGCCCCGCCACGCCUGAAACUUAUGGACAAGAAGGGAAAAGUCGUGGAAGUCCUCAACAUCGAGAAAUGGGACACGGACACGGUGACUGCAUUCCUGGAAGAGAGGCUUGAAGCCUAGGCAAACAAGAAACGGGUGGCAGGUGGCCGGUGGCCGGGGGGUUUCCGGUCCACAUGACCAUGGCCACAAUCAACCAACCCACACCACCAUGAUCUGUGCAUCACCACUCUGACAUUGCAUAUGCUACCAACAACAUGCCCUCGGUUGUUACGCCAUUGCUUAGCCCGUAUUAAACAACCCC
This is a messenger RNA of Salpingoeca rosetta, 786 nucleotides long. RefSeq lists its product as uncharacterized. The transcript has 6 exons. Gene Ontology annotation, molecular function: oxidoreductase activity. The record is from RefSeq and is a predicted model, not a curated record. The coding region runs from base 9 to 605 and encodes 198 amino acids. Gene Ontology annotation, cellular component: endoplasmic reticulum lumen. NCBI's taxonomy places the organism in Eukaryota, Choanoflagellata, Craspedida, Salpingoecidae.